Talpa occidentalis (Iberian mole) is the source of this 618-nucleotide messenger RNA. It is a transcript of the gene CRYBB1, whose product is annotated as crystallin beta B1. Gene Ontology annotation, molecular function: structural constituent of eye lens. Gene Ontology annotation, biological process: visual perception; lens development in camera-type eye. Lineage: Eukaryota; Metazoa; Chordata; Mammalia; Eulipotyphla; Talpidae. The record is from RefSeq and is a predicted model, not a curated record.
AUGAAGCGGGAAGGAGUGCCAGUGCGGCACCUGCCCCCUGGCAGCCACAGGCUGGUAGCCUUUGAGCAAGAGAACUUCCAAGAACAGCAAAUAGAAUUCUCCAGGGAGUGCCUGAACCUGGGAGACCGCAGCAUCCCCAAAGUGCACAGCCUCAUCCUGCUCACAUCCAGCUGAGUCGCCUUUGAGCAGUCCAACUUCUGGGGGGAUGUUCAUCCUGGAGAUGGGAGAAUACCCACCUGGGACACAUGGUCCAGCAGCUACCACAGUGUCCAGCUCAUGUCCUUGUGGCCUGUCUGGAUGGACUCUCAAGAGCACAUGAUCUGCUAGUGUGAAGGUGUCAACUUCAAGGGUAACACCAAGGACCAGGGGGAUGACAUGCCCUGUGUCUGGGUCUGUGGCUUCUGUGGCCGCGGGGGCCAUAUGAGGGCCUCCAGUGGGAUCUGGGUGGGCAAUCUACCGAGCUACUGUGGAUUCCAGUACCCCUGGGAGGCAGGUGACUUUUGGCUCUGGAAUGAGUGGGGGGCCUUCCAGCCACAGAUGUAGGCCAUUCGCUCCCUGUGUGACAAGCAUGAUAGAGAAGGCUGCUUCCCUGUCCUAGCUGCUGAGCCCCCCAAGUGA